This is a messenger RNA of Mercurialis annua (annual mercury), 3663 nucleotides long. RefSeq lists its product as uncharacterized. NCBI's taxonomy places the organism in Eukaryota, Viridiplantae, Streptophyta, Magnoliopsida, Malpighiales, Euphorbiaceae. The coding region runs from base 144 to 3491 and encodes 1115 amino acids. The transcript has 17 exons. Gene Ontology annotation, biological process: lactose catabolic process. Gene Ontology annotation, cellular component: beta-galactosidase complex. Gene Ontology annotation, molecular function: beta-galactosidase activity; carbohydrate binding. The record is from RefSeq and is a predicted model, not a curated record.
AAACAGACGAAUAACACAUUCUGUAGAACCCAAAAAAGAUUGAAUCUUUUUGCAUCAUGUGGGUGUGAUUGAUCAUUGAAUUUUGCAGAUUGUUGCUAAAUGCUUAUAGCUCAUUGGUUGAUUGAGUAUUAGUGUAGAAAAAAAUGGAAUCUUUAGCUUCUUUAGUUGCAAAAACAGUGUCUCCAUUGGAAACUGGACAAAAAGUUUGGGAGGAUCCAUCUUUUAUUAAGUGGAGAAAAAGAGAUCCUCAUGUCACUCUACACUGCCAUGAAUCUGUUGAAGGAUCUCUUAUGUAUUGGUACCGUCGAAAUAAAGUUGAUGUGAUGGUAUCAAAAUCUGCUGUUUGGAAUGAUGCUGCUGUUAAAGCAUCACUUGAUUGUGCUGCCUUUUGGGUUAAAGGCUUGCCUUUCGUCAAGUCUCUGUCUGGAUUUUGGAAAUUUUCGUUGGCUCCCAGUCCUACCAAAGUUCCGGGAAAAUUCUAUGACCCUUCAUUUCAGGACUUUGAGUGGGAAACAUUACCAGUUCCUUCAAAUUGGCAGAUGCAUGGAUUUGAUCGUCCCAUUUAUACUAAUGUAAUAUAUCCUUUUCCUCUGGAUCCUCCAUAUGUUCCUGAGGAUAAUCCUACUGGCUGCUAUAGAACGCAUUUCCAGAUUCCUAAAGAAUGGCAAGGUCGUCGGAUUUUGCUGCACUUUGAAGCUGUCGAUUCUGCAUUCUGCGCUUGGGUAAAUGGGAUCCCUGUGGGAUACAGCCAGGACAGUAGGCUACCUGCUGAGUUUGAAAUAACAGAGUACUGUUAUUCGUGUGAUUCUGGGAAAAGCAAUGUUCUGGCUGUUCAAGUUAUUAGAUGGAGCGAUGGAUCUUACCUUGAAGAUCAAGAUCAUUGGUGGUUAUCUGGUAUCCAUCGUGAUGUGCUUCUUCUUGCCAAGCCACAGGUAUUUAUUGAUGACUACUUCUUCAAAUCAAACCUGACUGAGGAUUUUUCUUCUGCCGACAUUGAGGUUGAAGUCAAGAUAGAUAGCUCCCGUAAAAUGCCGAAAGACAAAUUUCUUGACCACUAUGUCAUAGAAGCUGCAUUAUAUGACACUGGAAACUGGUAUAACAAUGAUGGAUCUGCUAAUCUGCGUUCAUCGCAAGUGGCGGACAUAAAGCUCAAGCCAUCCUUUGAUCCAAUUCUGGGAUUUCUUGGUUAUAUACUAGUGGGAAAAGUAGACAAGCCAAAGCUUUGGUCUGCAGAGCAACCAAACCUGUAUAUUCUAGUUGUCACCCUCAAAGAUGCAUCUGGGCAUGUAGUUGACUGCGAGUCGUCCCUAGUAGGCAUAAGACAAGUAUCUAAGGCGCCUAAACAGCUGCUUGUUAAUGGUCAGCCAGUUAUGAUUAGAGGAGUCAACAGACAUGAACAUCAUCCUCGUAUUGGGAAGACAAACAUUGAAUCCUGCAUGGUCAAGGAUCUGGUUCUGAUGAAGCAAAACAACAUUAAUGCCGUGAGAAAUAGUCAUUACCCUCAGCAUCCCCGUUGGUAUGAAUUAUGUGAUCUUUUUGGCAUGUACAUGAUUGAUGAAGCCAAUAUUGAGACGCAUGGCUUUCAUCUUUCUGGACAUUUUAAGCACCCUACUUCAGAACAGAUUUGGGCGGCUGCUAUGCUUGAUCGUGUGAUAGGGAUGGUGGAGAGGGACAAAAAUCAUGCAUGCAUUAUUUCUUGGUCCUUAGGAAAUGAGGCCUCAUAUGGGCCUAAUCAUUCUGCUGCAGCUGGUUGGAUUCGUGGAAAGGAUGCAUCCCGAUUGUUGCAUUAUGAAGGAGGUGGAUCCAGGACUACAUCUACAGACAUUGUAUGCCCCAUGUAUAUGCGUGUUUGGGAUAUAGUGAAGAUCGCAAAGGAUCCAACAGAAUUACGUCCUUUAAUAUUGUGCGAGUAUUCACAUGCAAUGGGUAACAGCAACGGUAAUAUACAUGAAUAUUGGGAAGCAAUUGAUAAUACAUUUGGUCUUCAAGGAGGCUUCAUUUGGGACUGGGUUGACCAGGGGUUGCUGAAUGAAAGUACAGAUGGUAGUAAGUAUUGGGCAUAUGGAGGUGACUUCGGGGACACCCCCAAUGAUUUAAACUUCUGUCUGAAUGGUCUUAUAUGGCCAGAUCGAAGUCCACAUCCUGCAUUGCAUGAAGUCAAGUUCUUAUACCAACCGAUUAAGGCGGUGCUCAAAGGAAGCACAAUCAAGAUAACCAACACUCAUUUUUUCGACACAACAGAAGGAUUGGAGUUUAGUUGGGCUGCCCACGGUGACGGUCACCAACUUGGCUCUGGCAUUCUAUCAAUUCCAUUGAUGAAACCGCAGAGUGAUUACGAUAUAGAAUUGGAGUCAGGUCCAUGGUAUUCGCUAUGGGCUUCAUAUUCUGCGGGAGAAAUCUUCUUAACAGUUACGGCUAAGCUGUUGCAUUCAACACCAUGGGUUGAAACCGGUCAUGUUAUCUCCUCUACUCAAGUGCAGUUGCCCUCAAAAAAGGAGAUCAUACCUUAUGUUAUCAAGGCUACUGAUGCUACAUUGUCAACUGAAAUUUCAGAAAGUACAGUUAAAAUUAGCCGGCGGAAGUUUUGGGAACUAACAUUGAACACUGAAACAGGAACAAUUCAAAGCUGGAAGGUUGAAGGAGUUGCUGUAAUGAAUAAAAGCAUACUUCCAUGCUUCUGGCGAGCGCCUACGGAUAACGAUAAAGGGGGAGAGGAACAAAGUUAUUACUCUAGAUGGAAAGCUGCUGGUAUUGAUAGGCUUGAAUUUCAGACAAAAAGCUGCUCUAUACAGAACAAAACUGACCAUCUGGUGAAUAUAAAGGCGGUUUACAUUGGUGCUCCGAGGAGCGAAGAUAGUUCAUUACGAUCUACCAAUCAGAAUGCUUUGAUUGAAGUGGAAAUGAUUCACACAAUUUUUGGUUCUGGGGAUUUGAUUAUUGAGUGUAAUGUAAAUCCAAGUUCCGAUCUUCCUCCCUUGCCACGUGUGGGAAUUGAAUUCAAUUUGGAAAGAUCAAUGGACCGUGUUAGAUGGUAUGGAAGAGGACCAUUCGAAUGUUAUCCAGAUCGAAAAGCAGCAGCUCAUGUCGGGAUCUACGAGAAGAAUGUGAGCGACAUGCAUGUUCCUUACAUUGUUCCUGGAGAGUGCUCCGGUAGGGCAGACGUUAGAUGGGUGACCUUCCAAAACAAAGACGGAAAAGGAAUUUUUGCAUCAAUGUACGGAAACUCUCCACCUAUGCAAAUGAGUGCUAGCUACUAUUCUACAACGGAACUCGACAGAGCCAGACAUAAUAAAGAACUUGUUCGAGGAAAUCAUAUUGAGGUUCAUCUUGAUCACAAGCAUAUGGGUGUGGGUGGAGAUGAUAGCUGGUCACCUGCUGUCCACGACAAAUAUCUUGUUCCUGCUGUGCCGUACUCGUUUUCUGUUAGGAUAUGUCCAAUCACUGCAUCAACCUCUGGUCUGCGGAUCUAUGAAACCAAACAACGAAGCUAAGUGUACCUUCUCGUGUUUCGGUGCUUAAACGUUCACAUGUAUCUGUAGUUUAUGUACAACAUGCUAAUACUCUAUUCGAUUUUAAAAAAAAAAUUCAGAUCAGUCUGAUUAUGAAGAAAAUCAAAAUUUGUUUCUGCUCGAAUUGAAUCCAUAUUCCUACUUAGUUUUGCCA